AAUAUAGCAACUUUGUAACAAACUGUGUGUAUACAUACAUACAGAACAUUACAAUUAUACACAAUAUAGGCUACUGUAUACACAUGCAUGCACGCGCACACACAUACAUACACACACAACACUGAUUUAAUCUCACCCUGUCAAAGUAGUGUAUUUUGUUGGAUUGUACAGUGUUUCAACGCUGGAAUAUUAUGUGGCCCUAGAUUUACUGUGUGGUACUUUAGUUAAAAACUUUGAUUUGCGAAUAUGUAACAUAUAAGCACAAAGCUGAAAUAAUGAAUAAUAAUAAUAAAGGUUUUACAGGGUUUGAUAAAGGGAGUCUUUUCACUACAGGGCUUUAAUGUCAGGUAAGAUAGGAUGACCACCUUUAGGGCGUUAUAUCAGUUAAUAUUGCCAAGGCUGGAUUAACCCUCCAGUGAGCCCUUAGGGGGCAGAAAGUGAGCCAAAGGCCUAUAUUAAACCCCAGUUGUAAGUUAAUUAAAUGCAAAUUUAUUUAAGAAUAUGCACCAUGUAAGCAUACUCUAGCUACUGACAUAUUAAGAGUUUUGGAUUUUUACACAAGGGUCCUCUAUAAGACAGAACCUCAAUAUUAAAGUGCACUCCUUUAAUACAGCAGGGGGCUUCCAAAAGACACAUUUAAAAAAUAAUUUAAAAAAAAGUCAAAAUGAAUAGAAACACAACCUGACUUCCCUAGUCACACUCCAAAAAUACUGGAUUUUACAUUUCCCAUAAUGCAAGUUGACCCUGAUCUGGUAAUUACUGAAGCCUUUCAAUUCACAUGCCUUGGUCGUCUCCAAGCCCAAGUCAAGAUAACCUUGAUGACAUCAUCAGGGAACACUUCACAUAAUAAGCAAACUAAACUUUUUGUGUAACGUCAAAGGAUUUCACUUUCACAACAUGAUUUACCUGAAAGCCCUUUCCAAUAUAUUUUAUCUUUAUCAAUUCAUGAAAUAGUCUCACACAGUGAACCUGGAGCUCUAGGGGGCCCUGGGGCAGUUGCCCACCUUGCCCAGCUGGCAAUCCAGCCUUGCACAUUAACAUACGCAUAUUCAAUUACAUUACCACAAAGCAGUUAACACAAAGUAAGCCUGGAGCUUUUAGGGCCCCCGGUAUCCUGGGGUCCUGGGAAAACUCAGUUGGAAUCCCAGUCUUGGUUUCGUGGUUACAGUAAAGCUAUUAAAAUUAAAGUAGCUUUUCAAUUGUGAAUUAAAAGAUGAUACUGAGCUGGGUUUUAAAGGAAGUUUUUCCUUGUCUGAUUCAAGUGCUUUAAGGGCCGUGGGUGUAAUGUACAGAUUGUUAAACACCUUGAGGCAAUUUUGUGGUAUUGGGCUAUAUAAAUAAACAUUGCCUUGACUUGAACUGGUCAUAGUGAUGCUCUAAACAUAGGUUUUACUUUAUUCCUAUGCUGUUUAAUUUUGAGAAGUAAAAAAGACUAUCUUCUGAAUGGGCUUCUUUAGCAUCUUGCUUAUGUAGCAGUAUGCACAUGGGGGCAGUGUUUGGUCGUUAAUUGGCUCUUUCAUGUAGAGCAGGCCGCUGCUGAUUGGUCGCCUGUGAAACAUCUGUAUCCAUAGUUCCAGUUGCUCGUGUCUCCGGCCAGAAAGCAGCUCAUGACUCAGAGCUGGAGAGUGUUAACUGACUGAUUACAGCUUCAUUGUCACGCUGCCUUCCGUUGUACAUAACUUGAUUAAAAACAUUUUGAUUUAUAACCUACAUUUUGUGUCGAGGUACACCACUAUCUUACCGUGCCAGAGAUUUGUAACAUAUUAUUUCAUAUUCUGUGAAGCGGCAAGGAAAAGUUAUGGGGCGCCGGAGAAAGACGAAUGAAUGAGUGAAUACAUUAACCGAAUGAAGAUUGGCUACAAACUGCUAUAUAAGUAUGUCACACAACAAGACGAUUCUUGUCGAGGAAGGCAAAGCCAAGUGUUUUUUUUUUCUUCAGUGCUUUAUUCCAAGUAGCUGUGAGGACGUGCGUGAAGCCCAUCCCACUCCGUUCCCUAAAUUCACUGCGCCUGCUGUAGCCCAGGAGCUGUUUGGCGCUGGAUUUGCCGGCUCCGCUGCGUUCAGGCAAACGCUGUAACCUCCAGGUAUGCUAAUGCCCCCUUUGUAAGGCAUCGCGGCAGACACAAAGGAACUCGUUUCACUUUUUUUUUUCUUCCAUUUUUAAGGUGACCGCCGUCAUCAGCGCUCCGUCCGCCGCUGGCCACCCUGUGCGGCUGAAGGCAACGUAAAACCCGCUCUGUGUCUGGAUAUUCGGCUGCUUUUAUUUCACCGAGAGCGACCAGCGCGGGUUUAAGUGGACUAUCGAUAAGUUCCUAAUCAGAUUGAUGGCCGUUGCGUCAACGGGGGGGAAGUCGGAGCUGCCAAAUUGGCCGCGAGCAAGCUGAUCUCUUAAUGGACCGCUGAAUUGUUAAAUGACACAGCGAUGAAUGUUGUUGUUUCCCUCCCGUGAUACAAGAUAGCUUAUCUGGAGCCGCAACAGCUGCCUUCCUGACGCUUUUAUGCAUAGCCUUUGCAGGGUCAAGAUGCAGUUUCGGACUGUGCUGGACGUGAAAGUCGUGGACGUGGAGAAGAGGCGCAAUCCGUCUAAACACUACGUGUAUCUCAUCAAUGUCACCUACUCUGACAACACCUCCCACAUCAUCUAUAGAAGAUACAGCAAAUUCUUUGACCUACAGAUGCAGAUACUUGACAAGUUCCCAAUUGAGGGAGGGCAGAAAGACCCAAAGAAGAGGAUCAUCCCAUUUCUCCCAGGCAAGAUCCUGUUCCGGAGGAGUCAUGUGCGAGAUGUGGCCAUGAAGCGACUGCGUUUCAUCGACGACUACUGCAGGGCACUGGUGCGACUCCCCCCUCAGAUUUCUCAGAGUGAGGAGGUGCUGCGCUUCUUUGAGACGAAGGCCGACGACAUCAAUCCUCCAGUGGAGGACUAUGGCUCCAAGCGCAAGACGGUAUGGAUGUACGGCUUUACAGACAGCCCGAGGAAAGAGGCCUCAGGGACUGACAGCUCGGAGCCCAUGGUGCUGGAGCAGUACGUGGCCGUGGCCAACUAUGAGAGGCAGGAGAACUCAGAGAUCAGCCUCAAGGCCGGUGAGACGGUGGACGUGAUUGAGAAGAGCGAAAGUGGUUGGUGGUUUGUCAGCACAGCAGAGGAGCAGGGCUGGGUGCCGGCCACAUACCUGGACUCCCAGAAUGGAACCAGAGAUGAUUUGGAUCUUGGCACUUCCAGGACUGGAGAGGUUACUAAGAGACGCAAGGCCCAUCUGAAGAGGCUGGACCGCCGCUGGACCCUCGGGGGUAUAGUCAACCGUCAGCAGAGCAGAGAAGAGAAAUAUGUGACGAUACAGCCGUACACCAGUCAGGGGAAGGACGAAGUCAGCUUCGAGAAAGGGGUCACCGUGGAGGUCAUCCAAAAGAACCUGGAGGGCUGGUGGUACAUCAGAUAUUUAGGAAAAGAGGGCUGGGCCCCUGCCUCAUACUUGAAAAAGGUGAAAGAGGAUUUUUCCCCCCGCAAGAAGACCCUGACAGGCCCUGUGGAGAUCAUCGGCAACAUCAUGGAAAUCAGCAACCUACUGCAAAAGAAAUCAGUCAGCGAGAAGGACAUUCAGACGGACGGAGAAGGUAGCACCACACCGGAGCGCCACAUCUCUAAGAGCGAGAUCAGCCUGCCCAUGCCUUACAGCUCUGAAAUCAACGCUGAGACAGGCAGGAGGCUGAGCGCAGGACGUGACACCAACAGCCCAUGUCUAGGAAUAGCAGCAAGUGCUGCACUAAAUGAAAAUAAAGGAAGAGGCGAGCCCGGGUCCCCAGCUGUUGCUAGAGUGGCACCACAUAGAGUGGAAAUUGGGUCUCCAAAUCUGAGACAAAAACCUCCCCCAAGGAGAGACACCAACUUGGGAUUCCAGUUACCUAAGCCACCAGAGCCCCCUGCUGUGGAAGCAGAGUAUUACACUAUAGCAGAUUUCCAGUCCUCAAUCUCUGAUGGCAUCAGUUUCCGUGGAGGACAAAAGGCUGAUGUGAUAGAAAAGAACCCUGGAGGCUGGUGGUACGUGCAGAUUGGAGAGAUGGAGGGAUGGGCCCCCUGCUCCUACAUCGACAAACGCAAGAAACCCAACCUCAGCCGUCGAACCAGCACCCUGACCCGGCCCAAAGUCCCGCCGCCAGCUCCGCCUGUCAAAAAACAAGACUCUGAGGAGGCUCCCCCUCCCUCUAACUCUGCCUCCAAAGCCUCAGAGCCACCUAAAAGGCCUGUGUACGAGGAACCUGAAUAUGAUAUUCCUGCAAUCGGAUGCGAAGGUGAGUCUGACACAGAUUCUUUGAAGGAUGACCGCUCCCUUGAUGUGAAAAUCAGCAGCGUGGUCAGCGACAAGUACCGUAGUUCCCCUCCUUCCUGCAAGGCCUCCCCUCCUGUCUGUAAGGCGUCUCCUGUGUUCACUCAUAGAAGAGCCUCCUUCAGGUCUGUAGAGGAGGUUGCUAAAGAAGAGUGUAUUUACGAGAAUGAUGGCUUCAGGCCGAGCAGUGGCGUUGAAGGAACCUCAGCCAAAGGUUCCAGUGAGCCCAACUCCCCAAAGAGUUACCACUCCUCCACAGUCCCACGAAAACCCUCUGGAUCCUCACCUUUAGCCGGAAGGCCCAUGAAGACCAUGACACCGGAGAUGAAUCGGAGAAGUCAAACCCUGGGCAGACACAUAGAUAUCAGCCUCAGGUCCCAGGACAACAGCCCCCUCUCUUCAUCAGAUGAAUUGAGCAGAGGGCCCAAGAAAGGCACUGCCUUCACCCGGGAUGUGGAGCAGAGAAUAGGUCAAAGCCCAUCCACCAGGCCCAAGCCUUCUGUCAGACCUAAACCACUCCUGACCAAAUCAGAGCCCCAGAGUCCUGAGAGAAUGGACAUCAGUUCUUUGAGACGGCAGCUGAGGCCUACAAGUCAGUUUCGACAUAGCAUCAAAGCUUCUCGUGGGGACGACUCGGAAACAGCUUCUGUAAUCUCUUCAGAGGACUCAAUGUGUUCACGCAGCACCUCAGAUCUCUCCUCUGUGUACUCUAAAGGGAGCCGUGGUGACUCAGACGUGGAAGGACCCAGUCUCUACCGCUCCCUGGAUGCCUACAAGAAGGUCCAGGACUCUGAGCUCAACUUCCCAGCCGGAGUGGAAGUCGAGGUUCUGGAGAAGCAGGGGAGCGGAUGGUGGUACAUCCGUUGGGGCUCAGAGGAGGGCUGGGCUCCUUCGUACUACCUGGAACCUGUCAGACAAGUGGGUGAUGCUGGUGGGUUAGACUCAGAUGGACAUGGGAGUGGCGGUAGUAAGUCCAACAGCCUUGAGAAAAACGAGCAGCAUGUUUUGGCCCUCAAUAAUAUCAACAUUCAGGGUCUGACUCAGCAGCAUCAAGGUCUGAGAAGGAACACCCCACCGAUUCCUUCUAAGCCCCCCGGUGGCUUUUCAAAGCCGUCCGGGAUGGUUAACGGAGGCGUACGGAUGAGGAACGGAGUACGCCAAGUGGCAGUGAGGCCUCAGUCUGUAUUUGUGACCACAACACAACCGGCAAAGGAUUCGCACUACAUGACAGGGUCUCUAAGGCGAAAUGACUCACUUGGUAGGAGUGAUCACUACGGUUCUGGUUCUGCCACUCUUGGUGUCCGCCGAAAUGCCUCCUUCAGCACCGUGCGGCCACAUGUAGUUGUCGAAAGUCAGACGAGGCCUGCCGAACGCUCCAGCCUUGGGUCCUCAGGGAGCGCAUUCAGCACAAGCAACGUCCAGGACACCCUUAGCAGGGUUAACCAACGCAAUGGCAUCCCAGUGUCCACAGUCCGGCCCAAGCCCAUAGAGAAGAGCCAACUGAUCCACAGCAACCUUGGCAGGGAUGUGUACGUGUCCAUCGCUGACUAUCGCGGUGAUGAGGAGACUAUGGGUUUCACCGAAGGCACCUGUUUGGAGGUGUUGGAGAGAAACCCAAAUGGAUGGUGGUACUGCCAGGUGCAGGACAGCCUGCUUCCCCGCAAGGGCUGGGUCCCCUCCAACUACUUAGAACGGAAAAAGUAGAGCCAACCCCAUGUCCUUCCCACACCCUUCAUCCCGCCUCCCUCUUUUGAUGUCUCCAAGGAUGUGGGUGGCAUCACUCCUCAAGAAUGUUAACCGCAAUCUCCUGUAAGCAAUAUGCCCUUGAAAAUGUACAUUUAUGAAAAGACUGUGUGUAAAAAGAAAGAUGUUUUAAUCUGAUAAGGAAGGACACUUUUAGUGCUGGUUUACUAAAAUGUAUACAAAGAGGAGUGUAAAGAUUUUAGAUAUUUUGGCUGGAUGAGAGACAGAAAUAUGGGAUUGGUCACCCUUGAGGGAGGAAAUUUGAGGAGGUGUGUCUUUGAGAUAUAAAUUGGUGUGAAUGGGAGUGAUAACCUCUUAAAGAGGUUUGCAUCAUGUAAUACAGAAGUUGAGCAGGGUAAUGGCUAUGCUUAUUCCUGCCCAUCACUUACUAUGAUGGCCAAUAAGUGCCUUUUGUAUUUGAUCACCUAAAUGGAGGUCCUAAAUGGUGGAUGGCAAAACAUUAAAUCAACCAAAUCUCUUAAGAGUGCCAUAGGCCUACGAACACCACCAAGAAUAUUUCCAUGACCAAUUAAGAGCUACACUACAGAGUGCAAACAGAGUGCAACGUUUCAGUCUAGAGUGCUCUAAUUGGUCCAAUACACAGAUUAAAGAAAGAAAAAUACAGAGAUUUAAGGAACUCAAUUCACCAGAGAAUUUAUUCAUUUUAAGCCACAAGUGAUCAAGCAAACUAAACACUAAGUCUCAUUAUCAAUAUUUUUACUUAGUUUUGUUGUUGUUGUUCAUGUUAUAAUGUCUUGUUUUGAUUCAAAUCUUCCUUAGAGAAUUAUUUCUGCUUUCUUGUGACAUCUGUUUUCCACCAACAGCCUAGAAAUGGAAGUGUCAAAGCUCCUGCCUCAUGUCGUGUACUAUCUGACACCGGCAGUGGGUGCUCCAGUCUGAUAGAUUGGCAUAGUUUUCUCAUAGAUCUUCAGCCCACAAAAAUAUGUUAAUAUUCAUGUUUUUAAUCCCAGAUAUUACUAUCUGGGACAACAAAUGUAUAAAAAAAAACCUGUGAAACUUGAAAAUAACAGUAUAACAGUUUCCUGCAAAGUCAAAGGAACAACUUGUAAUCUCCAGAACAAAACCACCUCAUAUCUGGGUAGCUAAUACCCUCAAAAGAUGAAAACAAUUAGUUUACAAUGAUUUAGGUUUACUGUAGAGUUUUUAGCUCCAGGAACAAUUGAUUUUGUAUAUAUUUUGUUUUGUAUUCAUAUAAUAAUACCGCUGUUGUGGAGUUGUAUUAAAUAAAUACUGGAAAUGCGGUGAAAUAAUUGAAUCCCAGGGACAUAUUUGCAUAGCAUUUGGCCCAAAAUGUGAUCAAACCAAAGAGAAAUAUCAUUUCAUUGGCUGUUUCUUUUUUACUUAACUAUUUAUUUAUGGUACAGAUAAUUUAGUGUAUUCAUCAAAUUGCAAAAAAUCAUGGUAAAACAUGGUUUCUGAACUGUAAAAUCAGUAUUGAUCAGUAUUCCUAUCAGUAUUGAUCCACUGAAACAAGUAAAUUGUAAUACUAGAUAUUGCUGUGCAGUAUUGGUUUUGACAUUAAAUUGACAAAAUCGUUUAUUAUCUUGUUUCAAAGUUAAGGUAUUUUUUCACAUCCAAUAAAUUUGUUGGGUUUCAUAUCACUUAAUAUAAUAUCAUAUAAAUAAAACUGCAAACUCCAACUAAAUCAAGUAUAUCAAGUUAGAAAUAAUUCUCCCCACAUGCAGGAGUUAAGUCUGAAAAUUUGAAAACUUUAAAAACUUUAAAAAUUCAAAUGGCUGAUGUUCAAGACUGCUGAAAUACAUUUUCUAACGAACAGUGUAAGCUGUCAUCAUUAGGCUGAACACUAACUUUUGAUUAUGUUUCUGCUGGACAGUAUCAUAUUAUUAAACAAAGUGCAGUACCUGCUAGAUCGCAGUUAUCUAUUUUAGCAAAAUCAUAUUUUUUUGUUUUUGUUUGUUAAUCUGUUAGUUUGUGAUCACACGGUGACAAUAAUGAGGAACGAAGUGGUUCUGUUUUGUGAAUUAGUGCACUUUAAAAUUGGUUUUAUGGUGCAUUAAUGUAAAGAUGCAGUAAAUCCUCAGCAUAUUAUUUAUUGAAUAAGUUUUUGUAAUUAUUUAAUGUCGCUAUUCUUUUUUUUCCUCACUUCAAAUGAGAGGCUGAGACUCUUGAGAUGAGUUCUCUGCAUGAUAGUGAACAUUUCGAAAGUCUCUUUGAGUAGAAUUGGAGAAAUAGCGGCCUCUUGUGGGAGGUCAAAGGUACUACAAUGUGAUUUUUAUCCCAUCCACAAAGCUUAUUUAUAGGCCAGCCUACCUCAGUGCAAUAAGAAAUGCACUGCCGGUCAGUGAGUCUCCCCAAAAACUGUACAGAAAUUACAUUUUCUCUUUUUUUUAUCUCAGUGCAGCUAAAAAUAUUUUUGUAGCACGUGCUUUGUAUUAGGCAGUAAUUUAUUUUUUUGAAGUUCCCUUUUUUUUCUCUAUGCUGUGUGCUGCAACUUUCGCAAAUCAUGGGCACUUCCUUCAUCUUUAUUGUGCUUUACAUAAUGCCUGAUUUUAAGUGUAUUUAUUAUGAACAGUUUUCUAUCUUAUCACAGUUUGACAAUCACCUUAUCACCCCUUCAAAAUAUUACUGUAUAGUUUUAUACAGAUUA
This is a messenger RNA of Seriola aureovittata, 8697 nucleotides long. It is a transcript of the gene sh3pxd2aa, whose product is annotated as SH3 and PX domains 2Aa. Gene Ontology annotation, cellular component: cytoplasm. Gene Ontology annotation, molecular function: superoxide-generating NADPH oxidase activator activity; protein binding; phosphatidylinositol binding. NCBI's taxonomy places the organism in Eukaryota, Metazoa, Chordata, Actinopteri, Carangiformes, Carangidae. The transcript is spliced from 15 exons. The record is from RefSeq and is a predicted model, not a curated record. Gene Ontology annotation, biological process: superoxide anion generation. The coding region runs from base 2499 to 6029 and encodes 1176 amino acids.